UCUAUGUGUCACUUCGCUGCCACAAUUCUACAUGCUGUGUGUGGCCUCACAUAUUUCCACGCCCAAAUUACUAUCAGUUUCGCGCUCUCCGCCACCGCCGCUGCCGGACACCAUGGCGCAAACGCAACAGCAUUUCCUGGUCCUUGGAUUUCCUGUGCAAAGCCACCUGAACCCUACUCUUCAGUUCUCCAAGCGACUUAUUGGCAUGGGAGCGCGAGUGACUCUGCUCAUCACCGUCUCCAUGUACCGCCGUAUCAUCCAGAAGCCCAUCAUCGACGGCCUCACAAUAGCCAGCUACUCCGACGGCUACGACGACGGUUUCACCGACUCAACCAGCAACGCUAAAGUAGAUCUCUACCUCUCUGUUCAGCGUCUCGGAAAACAAGCUCUCACCAAUCUCGUGGCCUCCAAAUCGAACGAAGGCCACCCUUUCGCUGCGGUAAUAUACAGCCUAUACCUUUCUUGGGCGGCGGAGGUGGCGCGUUCUCUUCACGUUCCGUCGGCAUUCCUGUGGGUUCAACCGGCAACCGUGCUGGACAUAUACUAUUACUACCUGACGGGUUACACAGAUUACAUUGACGGCGAAAGUAAAGAUCCUGAAGGUGAAAUUAAAUUGCCGGGAUUGCCGUUGAUGAAGACGAAGGACCUUCCCUCGUUCUUACUACCUUCAAAUAUUUACUCUUUUGCCAUACCGUUGAUGGACGAGCACUUCCGUGAACUCGACCUGGAAGUGAAGCCAAGGGUCCUCGUGAAUAGCUUCGAAGCAUUGGAAUCAGAGGCAAUCAGAGCCGUCAGUAAGAUGAACAUGAUCCCUGUUGGGCCGUUGAUUCCUUCCGCUUUCUUAGGCGGGAAGGACCCGAGCGACACGUCGUUUGGGCUCGACAUCUUUUGUCGUUCAAGUGGUUAUGCUGAGUGGCUGGACUCGCAGCCAGAGCGUUCAGUGGUUUAUGUGUCGUUUGGAAGCCUUUCGUCGUUGCCUGAGAGACAGAUGAGGGAAAUCGCGUGUGCUCUGUUAGAUUCUGGAAGGCCCUUCUUGUGGGUCAUUAGAGAUUUUGAAGUUAGAUCAGAAGAGAACUGUAUAGGAAAAGAAGAGAGAGAAGAGGAUGGCGUGAACUGCAGAGAAACUCACAAAAAAGAACAGAAGGCGAACUGUAGAGAAAAAGAAACUCGAAAAGAAGAAGAAGAGAAGCCGCUGAUGAAUGGAGAAGGAGGAAAAGAGAAGCAGAAAAUGAAUGAGGGAGGAGAAGAGAAGCCAAAGGUGAGAGGAGGAGGAGGAGGAGAGAAGCAGAAGACGAGUGAAGAAGAAGAAGAAGAAGAGUGGGGAUGGAGAAAGGGAUUAGAAGAGAAGGGUAGGAUAGUAAAAUGGUGUAAUCAAGUGGAGGUUCUGUCACAUAGGGCCGUGGGAUGUUUCGUCACACACUGUGGUUGGAAUUCGAGCAUGGAAAGCUUAGUUUCGGGGGUUCCGAUGGUGGCAUUUCCUCUGUGGACGGACCAAAUGACGAAUGCGAAGCUGAUAGAAGAUGUGUGGAAGACAGGUACGAGGGUGAAGGUGAACGAGGAGGGAGUAGCAGAGAGUGAGGAAAUUAGGAGGUGUUUGGAUGUGGUGUUGGGGGAGGGAGCGAAAGCAGUGGAAAUGAGAAACGAGGCAGAGAAAUGGAAGGAUUUAGCAAAAGAGGCCGUGAAGGAAGGAGGGUCUUCCCAUCAGAAUCUAAGGGCUUUUCUGAAUGAAUUUGCAGGUUGCUGAGUUAUGUGCUGAUUUUGAGUGCCGUACUGUGUUAGGGACGAUUAUUCAAAUUAAAUUGUGUGAUCCACUUUCGUCAUCAAGUUCUUCAAUUUCCGACGCUUGACAAAUGAAUUGCUUCUUUUGUAA
Molecule: messenger RNA, 1870 nt
Organism: Neltuma alba
Lineage: Eukaryota; Viridiplantae; Streptophyta; Magnoliopsida; Fabales; Fabaceae
Product: crocetin glucosyltransferase, chloroplastic-like
Molecular function (GO): quercetin 3-O-glucosyltransferase activity; quercetin 7-O-glucosyltransferase activity
Source: RefSeq, a predicted model, not a curated record